AUGGCUUGUGAGACUAAAACAUUGUUGAUUUUUUCUCUUAUUUUCUUGGCUGCAUGCUAUAUGCAACAAUGUGUGUAUGGACAAUCCCAAGUGCCUUGUCUUUUUAUUUUUGGUGACUCUUUAUCUGAUAGUGGAAACAACAAUAAUCUUGUUACACUUUCGGAAGUUAAUUACAAACCAUAUGGCAUCGACUUUCCAACAGGACCAACAGGAAGGUUUUCUAAUGGACUAACAUCAAUUGACAUACUUGGUAACAUUCUCAAAUCUCUUUUUUUUACUCAACUUUUGGGAUUUAAGGAUUUCAUUCCCCCCUUUGCAAAUACUACGGGCUCAAAUAUAUUGAAAGGUGUUAACUAUGCAUCUGGAUCGGCAGGAAUUCGCAACGAGACGGGCAAACAUUUGGGUGCUAAUGUGGACUUGGAAUUACAGUUACAAAAUCACAAAACCAUAGUUUCCAAAAUUGCAAUUAUGCUUGGUGGUGUUCAACAAGCUUCACAACAUUUAAACGAGUGCUUGUAUUAUGUGAAUAUAGGCAGCAAUGAUUAUAUAAACAAUUAUUUUCUUCCUCUGUUCUAUUACACUAAUCGCACCUAUAACCCUAAUCAGUAUGCUCAAGUUCUUAUCGACCGAUUAUCUCGAUCUAUAAAGAAUUUACAUAAUGCUGGUGCAAGAAAAAUGGUGCUAGUUGGUAUAGGAGCAAUAGGUUGCACUCCAAAUGCCAUAGCUACUCAUGGAUCAUGUGUUGAAGAGAAGAAUGCUGCAGCAUUAAUUUUUAGUAGCAAACUUAAAUGUCUAGUGGAUAGACUCAAUAAGAAAUUCACUGGUUCUAAAUUCAUCUUUAGAAACAGUACAUCAGACUUUUAUUCUAGUUUAAACCGUUUUAAAGUUUCGAAUGCUGCUUGCUGUCGAUUGAUAUUCAAUUCGAUGUGUGCUCCUAAUGAAACUCCGUGUGAGAAUAGAGAUGAGUAUGUGUUUUGGGAUGGAUUUCAUCCGACUUCGGCUGCGAAUGAACUUAUGGCAUUGCGUUCAUACAAUUCUUCAAAUCCACAAUUCAUAUACCCAAUGAAUGUUCAACAACUUAUUCAGUCAUGA
This is a messenger RNA of Lathyrus oleraceus (garden pea), 1092 nucleotides long. RefSeq names its product GDSL esterase/lipase At1g29670. Gene Ontology annotation, molecular function: hydrolase activity, acting on ester bonds. The coding region runs from base 1 to 1092 and encodes 363 amino acids. The transcript is spliced from 5 exons. Lineage: Eukaryota; Viridiplantae; Streptophyta; Magnoliopsida; Fabales; Fabaceae. The record is from RefSeq and is a predicted model, not a curated record.